AUGAUAGCCCUAGGUCUUGAAGGCUCUGCUAACAAACUUGGUGUUGGUCUCAUCUCCCAUCCUGCCAAAGGUGGUGCUGCGCACAUACUCUCCAAUAUCCGCCACACUUUCAUCUCCCCACCCGGCGAAGGCUUUCUUCCAAAGGAUACCGCAAAACACCAUCGGUCAUGGAUAAUUAGACUUGUAAAACAGGCCAUGAAAGAGGCUGGACUUCGAGUGGAGGAUAUCGACUGUAUAUGUUACACCAAGGGGCCAGGCAUGGGAGCCCCGCUGCAGAGCGUCGCUGUCGCCGCGAGAAUGUUGGGUCUGCUAUGGGCAAAGAAACUGGUGGGCGUCAAUCACUGUGUUGGGCAUAUUGAAAUGGGUCGCGAAAUCACGGGGGCCCAAAACCCGGUCGUUCUAUACGUUUCAGGAGGAAACACGCAAGUCAUAGCUUAUGCUUCGCAAAGAUAUCGCAUUUUUGGAGAGGCACUCGACAUCGCCGUAGGUAAUUGCCUUGAUCGGUUUGCGCGGACGUUGCGUAUAUCGAAUGAUCCAGCACCGGGCUAUAACAUCGAGCAGAUGGCGAAGCAUGGGAGGCAUCUGGUGGACUUGCCGUAUGCGGUCAAAGGAAUGGACUGCAGCUUCUCGGGAAUUUUAGCAAGCAUUGACAUUCUGGCAGAGAAAUUGGAGGCACAUCGUGGGGAAUGGAAGGAUGAGUUAACAAACGAAGUGAUCACGAGAGAAGAUCUAUGUUUUAGCCUGCAAGAAACGGUCUACGCUAUGCUGGUGGAGAUUACCGAGAGGGCUAUGGCGCAUGUGGGCUCAAGCCAGGUGUUGGUUGUGGGCGGAGUGGGCAGUAACGAGCGGCUGCAGGAGAUGAUGGGAAUGAUGGCUAGGGAUAGACGAGGAACUGUCUUCGCGACCGACGAGAGGUUUUGUAUCGACAACGGGAUCAUGAUUGCUCACGCGGGAUUACUUGCAUAUGAGAAGGGGUCGAUCACGGCUUUAGAGGACAGUACGUGUACACAAAGAUUUAGGACAGACGAGGUAUUCGUCAAAUGGAGAGAAUGA
Messenger RNA from Letharia columbiana, 1053 nucleotides. RefSeq lists its product as uncharacterized. Gene Ontology annotation, cellular component: EKC/KEOPS complex; cytoplasm. The transcript is spliced from 2 exons. The record is from RefSeq and is a predicted model, not a curated record. NCBI's taxonomy places the organism in Eukaryota, Fungi, Ascomycota, Lecanoromycetes, Lecanorales, Parmeliaceae. The coding region runs from base 1 to 1053 and encodes 350 amino acids. Gene Ontology annotation, biological process: tRNA threonylcarbamoyladenosine modification.